CCGUCGAGAGAAGAUGUUGUAGUCACCAGUCGGAGGUAGACAACCACACAUUGAUCAAUUGACCGUUGGUUCGUUCGGUGCUUUUUUUUAGUUCGAAACCUCAAAACCCAGUCGGUAUAUCGGUGUAACAAGUCUAGACGAAGCGAUAGGGCUACCUGCUGUGAUGUGAGGAGAUCAUAGAGACAUCCAUUGGUGUUCAUCUGCUCGGGGUGGAGAAGGAAGAAUAUAUCAGUUCAAAAGUUGCCGUCAAAGGCUGCGGGUUCAAGUGGUUGGUUUUGGGAAGGAGAAGAUUUAUAAAAAAGUGUAAAAAUCAAAGAGUUAAGCCCUCAAGAAGGCAAAAAUACGUCAUCGGUGGGGUGUUUGUGAGUGAAAAACGAAAUAAGAUAGGUGGAAACAAGCUAAACAGCUGUGAAUUUAAGUUUAUUGGAAUAAAGCGAUUUAUCAAAACUGUCAAUGCAGAGGAUACAGUCCGCCGAAUAACGAGAACGAGAUUGCUGAAAUUGACAAGAGCCGACGGUUGUUAGGAUUGCUUUCAGAAAUUGAUAUCAAUACAAUGAAGACCGAAUUCAAAUCCUGCGGCGGUUGUUCCGAACAAAUCACGGACCGGUACCUGUUCGAGGUUAGCGGCUGCACCUGGCAUGGAUCCUGUCUGCGAUGUAGCGUUUGUUACUGCUCCCUGGAACGGCAAGCCUCCUGCUACUUCAAGGAUGGCGAGGUCUACUGCAAAACCGACUAUAUCAAAAAAUACAAAACCAGUUGCGCCAAGUGUGCCCGGUCGAUUUCGCCCUCGGAUUGGGUCCGGAGGGCGCGGAAUUUCGUGUUUCACCUGGCGUGUUUUGCGUGCGAUUCCUGCGGUCGGCAGCUCUCGACGGGGGAACAAUUUGCCAUCAUCGACGAUCGGGUGCUGUGCAAGACACACUACAUGGAGCUGAUUGAUGACGGAACGGCCUCAAGUGAGGACGGGUGCGAUGCGGAAGGUAACGGCAAGAACAAAACCAAGCGGAUCAGGACGACAUUCACCGAGGAACAGAUUCAGAUACUGCAGGCCAACUUCCAGAUCGAUAGCAAUCCGGACGGGCAGGACCUGGAACGGAUAGCCCUGGCAACGGGACUGAGCAAGCGGGUCACGCAGGUCUGGUUCCAAAACUCGCGGGCAAGGCAGAAAAAGCACGGUGAGAAUCCUUUCCCCUUCAGUAGUGCGGAAAUGCGUGAUACUAAUCAAUUUGUGUCGUUCGCAGUUCCCCGUGGCCAGGAGCUGUUCAAUGGGCUUCGAUCGGAUCUGAACAACAACAGCAGCAGCAACGACAGCCCCGGCGGAACCCCGAUGAGCGAGGAUUGUGCCCUGUCCAAGGCGUCCAUCUUCAACCACCACGGGUUCAUUAAUUUGAUGGUGUGACAUGAGGCCUCCGCCGGACACCACCCGCCCCACUUGGGUGGCCACGAACAUGCACAGCAGCAGGUCGGCUAUUCUUGAGGAAAGCCAACCCUCGGAGAUGGGAAUGGAUGGGUCCUGAUGAUGCCCUAAAUGUUCUCAAAAGAAGGCCAAAGUCAAUGCCCGGCGCUAAAACGCACAUCUCGGGAAAUGCGCCCACCGAAAGUUACCUAAUUUUCUCCGUUUGCCGAUCACCCCGCGGGAAAAUACCUACAAAGUGGGAAUCAGAGAGCAGAUCGACUUUCGGAAUGAGAGACUCACCGCGCCGUUGCAAAAAAAAAGCUCGAUUUAUUUCGAUUGCUCAGCCACUGUUACAGAGUUUUGUGUGAACGUACGUUUUGUGAUGGUUUCCAAAUACCCCUAACUAAUUUAUUUCUGACUAGAAGAUGACAAAACUUGGUGCUUAGCAUAAACAUGCUUCUUAAAUUGUACAGUCUCGGCUAAACUUUCCAAUUGUGUAAAUACGAUGUAUAGGAUUUAUAAUAAUAAAGUACAGCAAAUGGUGAGCUGUAGUAUCAGUUCACUUAGACAAUUCACUGAGAAUGUA
Molecule: messenger RNA, 1979 nt
Organism: Uranotaenia lowii
Lineage: Eukaryota; Metazoa; Arthropoda; Insecta; Diptera; Culicidae
Product: LIM/homeobox protein Awh-like
Exons: 3
Coding region: 554-1396 (280 amino acids)
Biological process (GO): regulation of transcription by RNA polymerase II; neuron differentiation
Cellular component (GO): nucleus
Molecular function (GO): DNA-binding transcription factor activity, RNA polymerase II-specific; RNA polymerase II transcription regulatory region sequence-specific DNA binding
Source: RefSeq, a predicted model, not a curated record